CACAGAGAUGUUCCAGCAUCCCACAGAGACUCUCCACUCUCUCUCACACACACACACACACACACACACACACUCAACCUUUUUCCUGCUCUGUUGCUCCCAAAGCAUCUCUCUCUCUCUCUCUCUCUCUCUCUCACACACACACACACACACUAAUUCUCCCUCCCGCUUCCUCUCUCUCUCUCUCUCUCUCUCUCUCUCUCUCUCUCUCUCUCUCUCUCUCUCUCUCUCUCUGUCUAACACACACACACACACACACACUCAUACGAGACUAGCAGGGCAUGGAGGCAGCUGCUGCCUCCACUAGUGCCGUUUUAACUGACAUGGACGAGAGCCAUGAAGAAGGAGAACACGUGCUGAGGAAUCAGAGUGAAGAAGCCAUUGUUGAUCAUGGCAAGACCAGCUCAGCUACACACACCAACUUUGAGAAAGAAGAACUGGAGAGCCACAGGGCUGUGUAUGUGGGGGUCCAUGUCCCUCUGGGGAAGGAGAGCAGACGCAGGCACAGACACCGAGGACACAGACACCACCGCAAGAGGAACAGGGAGAGAGACUCUGACCUGGAGGCCGGAGAGAGAGAAUCACCCACAUAUGACACACCGUCUCAGCGAGUGCAGUGCAUUCUGGGUACUGAGGAUGAUGAUGUGGAGCAUGUUCCUCAUGAGCUUUUCACUGAACUGGAUGAACUGUCUGUCCGUCACGGGAACACUGAGUGGAGAGAGACAGCCAGAUGGCUGAAGUUCGAGGAGGACGUGGAGGAUGGUGGAGAGAGGUGGAGUAAGCCUUAUGUUGCCACUCUCUCUCUGCACAGCCUGUUUGAGCUGCGCAGCUGCAUUCUGAAUGGCACAGUGCUGCUGGACAUGAGAGCUGACUCAAUAGAGGAUAUCGCAGAUAUGGUGAUAGACAGUAUGGUUGCAUCCGGUCAGUUGGAUGACUCUUUAAGGCAGAAGGUGCGGGAGGCGGUGCUAAAGCGUCAUCACCACCAGAACGAGAGGAAGCUGAGCAACCGCUUCCCGCUGGCCGUGCGCUCACUGGCUGAUAUAGGCAAGAAACACUCCGACCCGCUCUUACUGGAGCGCAGUGGUGAAGGGUUGUCUGCGUCCCGCAAUUCCCUUCUCAAACUGGGCGGCUCCAUUUCAAACCUGUCCCAGAGACGCGAGUCCCGCGUCUCCAUGCUCCUGAACCACCUCCUUCCUGGCCCCGCCCACGGCCACUCCCCCAGCCCCUCUCCCCAGAACACCCCGCCGUCCUCUCGGCGCUCUGGCUCCGCCCACAGACCCCCGGUGCACCUGGACAUCCCCUCGGUGGUGGUGUCGCCUCCGGUGGAGGACGAGGAGACGGAGGGCAUUUCUGCAGAGGAAGACACGCUGGAGUUCACAGCUUGUGAAGGACUGCUGGUGUCUGCUGGUUCUCUCUCUGGCUCUAUGGACGCAGGCAGGCCUUCUGAAAACAGAUCCAAACCAAACAGCAAAGAUGGCAGCACUGUAGAUCUCAGCAAGGUGGAUAUGAACUUUAUGAGGAAGAUUCCUCCAGGGGCGGAGGCAUCAAAUGUGCUGGUGGGUGAAGUGGACUUUCUGGAUCGACCAAUCAUAGCCUUUGUUCGUCUCUCACCUGCUGUGCUGCUUACAGGACUCACAGAGGUGCCUGUCCCGACCAGGUUCUUGUUUUUGUUGCUGGGUCCGUAUGGAAAAGGUCCUCAGUAUCAUGAGAUUGGGCGAUCCAUGGCCACGCUGAUGACGGACGAGAUAUUCCAUGACGUAGCGUAUAAGGCCAAGGACCGUGCAGAUCUUCUCUCUGGCAUUGACGAGUUUUUGGAUCAGGUGACUGUUCUUCCACCUGGAGAGUGGGACCCCACCAUCCGCAUUGAGCCCCCCAAAAAUGUCCCCUCACAGAUGAAGAGGAAGGGGCUGUCACAGGCUAACGGCAUGGCAUCUUCUGCCGAGCCUCCUGAAGAAGAAGAACACCACGCUGGACCAGAGCUGCAGAGAACGGGCAGGGUUUUUGGAGGUCUGGUGAACGAUGUGAAGCGUAAAGCUCCUUUUUACUGGAGUGAUAUAGUGGAUGGCUUGAGCCUGCAGUGUGUGGCCUCUGUACUGUUCCUGUACUGCGCCUGCAUGUCUCCAGUCAUCACCUUCGGAGGACUGCUGGGAGAAGCCACCAGGAGCAACAUAAGUGCUAUAGAGUCGUUAUUCGGAGCCUCUCUGACCGGUGUGGCGUUUUCGCUCUUUGCCGGACAGCCUCUGACCAUCCUGGGCAGCACAGGGCCUGUUCUCGUCUUUGAGAAAAUCCUCUUUAAAUUCUGCGAGGAUUAUGGGAUGACGUACCUGUCGCUGCGCUGCAGUAUCGGCCUGUGGACGGCCUUCCUCUGCAUAGUGCUGGUGGCCACAGACGCCAGCUCACUGGUGUGUUACAUCACUCGCUUCACUGAGGAGGCCUUCGCUGCUCUAAUCUGCAUUAUCUUCAUCUACGAGGCUCUGGAGAAACUGCUGCACCUGGGCGAGCAUUACCCGGUUAACACGCACAACACCCUGGAUAACCUCACGCUGUACAGCUGUCAGUGUUCAGCUCCGGAUCCAAUAGCCAAUGAGACGCUGCAGCUGUGGAACAACACGGGUCACAGUGUGGAUUCAAUACCAUGGAAUCAGCUCAACGUGUCGAUGUGUAAGCUGCUCCACGGUGAGUUUGUUGGCUCCGCCUGUGGACACCACGGGCCCUUCAUCCCAGAUGUGCUCUUCUGGUCCAUCAUCCUGUUCUUCACCACCUUCUUCCUCUCCUCCUUCCUCAAGCAGUUCAAAACGGAGAGAUACUUCCCCACCAGGGUGCGCUCCACUAUCAGUGAUUUUGCUGUGUUUCUGACUAUAUUGGUGAUGGUGCUGGUGGAUUUUCUGAUGGGGAUUCCAUCGCCCAAACUUAACGUACCUGACCGCUUUGAGCCCACUUCUAAGCACCGUGGCUGGUUCAUCUCUCCACUGGACAGUAACCCCUGGUGGACGAUGCUUGUAUCUGUUAUUCCUGCUCUUCUCUGUACCAUCCUCAUCUUCAUGGACCAGCAGAUCACAGCAGUCAUCAUCAACCGCAAAGAGCACAAGCUUAAGAAAGGCUGUGGGUAUCAUCUGGAUCUGCUGGUUGUGGCGGUGAUGCUGGGUGUGUGUUCGAUUAUGGGGUUGCCGUGGUUCGUGGCAGCGACUGUGUUGUCCAUCUCCCACGUGAACAGCCUGAAGCUGGAGUCCAGCUGUUCAGCUCCGGGGGAACAGCCCAAGUUCCUGGGUAUCAGAGAACAGCGCCUCACUGGAGUCCUGAUCUUCACUCUGAUGGGCUGCUCCGUCUUUAUGACUUCAGUGCUAAAGUUUAUUCCCAUGCCGGUGCUGUACGGGGUCUUUCUCUACAUGGGUGUUUCUUCUCUGAAAGGCAUACAGUUCUUUGACAGGAUAAAACUGUUUGGCAUGCCGGCGAAACACCAGCCGGAUCUGAUCUACCUGCGUUACGUGCCGCUGUGGAAGGUUCAUAUCUUUACGCUGGUGCAGCUCACAUGCCUUGUGCUGCUGUGGGUCAUCAAAGCUUCCUCCGCCCGCGUCGUCUUCCCUAUGAUGGUGCUGGGGCUGGUGUUCAUCCGGAAGCUUCUGGAUUUCUUCUUCACUAAGAGAGAGCUGAGCUGGCUGGAUGACCUGAUGCCUGAAAGCAAGAAGAAGAAAGAAGACGACAAGAAGAAGAAGAAGGCCAAGCAGGAAGCGGAGGAGUGUCUGGAGGAGGAGGAAGAGGUGAGACUGUCGUAUGCAGGAGGAGGAGGAGGAGGAGGGAAUAUGCUAAAAAUCCCACUGCAGUCUCACACCGGCAGUGUUGAUCAGUCAGUUGUUAAUAUAACUGAUGAAAUGAACAAGAGUUCUGCAUGGAAAGCUGUUGCAUCAAACACCAUGAAGAGGAGUGAGAGUCAGGAGAAGGUGGCCUGUGUUAGGGUGAACCUGGAAGGAGCCCAGAACGGUUGUGAUAAGACUAAUGUAGAGACCGCUCUCUAGAGGAGAUUAUUCUACUCUUUUGGUGCUGUGGAGACCCCAACAGUACAGUGAAACCCUCCUGCUGGAGCAGAGCAGCCUGCACUGGGGCCUCGGCCUGGGCUGGACUCAGCAGGGCCCCCCGCUGACCCGGAGGUGAGAGGAGCACGGUGUGGAAGAACAAGGUACCAACGACAAACCCAACAGGCCACAUUAAAGACCAGCAGCCCAACUGACUCCUUUUAUCUCUCUGUUUAACUUUUAUUAAACUUUUAUUUUAUUUCUGGUUUCUUUUAUUUGCUGUUACAGCAUUUUACUGUAUUUUUUUUUUUUUAUUUAGAAUGUUCAUUAUUAAUGAUAAUAAUAAAACAUCAUUAAUAGAUCAUACAGUUGGCUGGGAGCGGUCCUGAAGCCACUGCACUGUACUGAUUGCUUAAAAAUGAAUGUGCUUUAACACAAAUUCAUAAACGUGUCUUCAGAAUGAUGCCAUGUUUCACGUUCAUACAUGCUGUCGUGUUGGACGCCCUUUAAAACGUACAAGUUCUACUUCAGGUUUAAUUAAGCGUGCCUUGUAAAAACGGCUGUUUUCACGUACAGCCACAGAAAUGGAGGAGGACGCUUGGGUAUAAAAAAAAAAAAAAAAAAAGAGAGAGAGAGAGAGACUGUUGCCCAGAAGAGAUGAUCUUUUCCCAAACCCAUAUUUAGUUCAGUUCCAAAGACUGUGAUGUGUCUAUAGUGUCCCAUCCUUUCACACCUCCACAGAACAGACUCCACAGAGUCUCUGAUUCUUCAUCAGUUCUGAUACUGAUCUCUGUAUUUGAAGCACACUUUCUGAGGAUUUGGGAUUUCAGUGUUGAGUCUGUAUUCCCGCUCUGGUGUGUGGAAGUGUUUCACACGUCGCUGAGUCAUUUUUAAACGUCUUUCUUGGACAGAUGUGGCUGUACUGUUGUCUGUGUGUAUAGUUUUGAAUAUUGUGUUUACUGCCACCACCAGAUGUCUGGUCAUAGUGCACAAAGUGUGUGUGUGUGUUUAUGUGUAUCACUGUAAAGAGUUCCAGUUUUAUUCACUUUAAUCACUGCUGUCUAUUAGAGGAGCGCUGCGGGACCCAGAGCCAAAUCCAGGAGCCUCAAAAGAGCCGACAGAACACAGCGAAGCGAAGAGGUAGAAUCUGAACCCAAGUUCUAGAAUCUUAACUAAAGACUGAACUUGAAUUUAAUUGAUGUUUUAGUUUCAACUAAUGUUCUGGAAUCCUGAUUAGCAUUCUAGAUCCCUGACUGAAGCUCAAGAUCUUGAGGUUCUACAAUCUUGACUCUAGAAUAUCAGUUGUAAUUCCUCUAACAGUCUGAUGUCUGGAGUUCUAGAGCCCUGACUAAAGCGCUAGAAUACGACCUAAUGUUCUAGAACCCUUACUAAAUUUCUUUGAACAAGAUCUGAUGUUCUGGAACCCUGACCUUGAAUUCUAGAAAUUCUAAAAUUAAGGCUGAAGAAAUUUUGUAAUAAUAAAAAAAUAUCGUAAUAAUAUACUGACUAGAGUUCUAGAAUUCAAGCAUUUGUUCUAGACCCCUGACUGAAGCUUUACAAUUGAAGAUGGUGCUGUAGAAACCUGACUGAAUCUCUACAAUGCUUUGGGUCUAGAACCCUGACUAAAGCUCUAGAACUAUAGAUGAUACUCUAGAAUCCUGCCUAGAGUUUUAGAACCCUUAUUGAAAGCUUAUGUUCUAGAAUACUGCUGAUGUUCUGGAACCCCAACUAAAGUUUUAGAAUUUAGGUUAAUAUUGUAUUCCUGACUGGAGUUCUAGAAUUUGAGCAUAUGAAUGAAGCUCUAGAUUAGGACUAAUAUUCCAGAGUCUUGACUGGAGUUCUAAAACCCCGACUGAAGCUCUAGAAUUAAGGAUGUUCUAGGACCCUGAGUGAGAAUCUAGAAUUAAGGAUGUUGUUCUAGAACCCUGACUGAGAAUCUAGAAUUAAGGAUGUUGUUCUAGAACCCUGACUGAAGCUUUACGAUUGAAGAUGGUGCUCUAGAACCCUGACUGAAGCUUUACGAUUGAAGAUGGUGCUCUAGAACCCUAACUGAAGCUCUAAAACUAUAGAUGAUGCUCUAGAAUCCUGACUAGAGUUCUAGAACCCUUAUUUAAGCUUAUUGAAAGCUUAUGUCCUAGAAUACUGCUGAUUUUUUGGAACCCUGACUAAGGUUUUAGAAUUUAGGUUAAUAUUGUAAUCCUGACUGAAGCUCUAGAAUUAAAGAUGUUUUAGAACCCUGACUGAAGCUCUACAAUUGAGAAUGUUGUUUUAGAACCCUGACUGAAGCUCUAGAAUUAAGGAUGUUCUAGAACCCUGACUGAAGAUCUAAGACUGAGGAUGUUGUUCUAGAACCCUGACUGAAGAUCUAAAACCGAGGAUGUUGUUCUAGAACCCUGACUGAAGCUCUAAGACUAAGGAUGUUGUUCUAGAACCCUGACUGAAGCUCUAAAACUGAGGAUGUUGUUCUAGAACCCUGACUGAAGCUCUAAAACCGAGGAUGUUGUUCUAGAACCCUGACUGAAGCUCUAAAACUGAGGAUGUUGUUCUAGAACCCUGACUGAAGCUCUAGAAAUGAGGAUGUUGUUCUUGAACCCUGACUGAAGCUCUAGAAAUGAGGAUGUUGUUCUUGAACCCUGACUGAAGAUCUAAAACUGAGGACGAUGUUCUAGAACCCUGACUGAAGAUCUAAAACUGAGGAUGUUGUUCUAGAACCCUGACUGAAGCUCUAAGACGGAGGAUGUUGUUCUUGAACCCUGACUGAAGCUCUAGAAUUGAGGAGGUUGUUCUUGAACCCUGACUGAAGCUCUAGAAUUGAGCAUGUUGUUCUAGAACCCUGACUGAAGAUCUAAAAUUGAGGAUGAUGUUUUAGAACCCUGACUGAAGCUCUAAAACUGAGGAUGUUGUUCUAGAACCCUGACUGAAGCUCUAAAACUGAGGAUGUUGUUCUAGAACCCUGACUGAAGCUCUAGAAUUGAGGAUGUUGUUAUAGAACCCUGACUGAAGAUCUAAAACUGAGGAUGUUGUUUUAGAACCCUGACUGAAGCUCUAGAAUUAAGGAUGUUCUAGAACCCUGACUGAAGCUCUAGAAUAGAGAAAGUUGUUCUAGAACCCUGACUGAAGCUCUAGAAUAGAGAAAGUUGUUCUAGAACCCUGACUGAAGCUCUAGAAUUGAGGAUGUUGUUAUAGAACCCUGACUGAAGAUCUAAAACUGAGGAUGUUGUUUUAGAACCCUGACUGAAAAUCUAGAAUUGAGAAUGUUGUUUUAGAACCCUGACUGAAGCUCUAGAAUUAAGGAUGUUCUAGAACCCUGACUGAAGCUCUAGAAUAGAGAAAGUUGUUCUAGAACCCUGACUGAAGCUCUAGAAUUGAGGAUGAUGUCCAAGUUCUAAGGGCGUUUUCACACCUGUAGUUGGCUUCUAUGGUCCGGAUCAGUUGAUGAGUUUGUUUACUUGGAGCGUUUUCUCCCUCUGUUUGGUUUGGUUUGGUUUCACACAGGCAUAAACCUGAACGCACCAAAAUGCGCACCAAUAAACCACGUGAGCAGGCUGUGUCCUCUGAUUGGUCAGACUUGUCUGGCAUUAGGGACAAGGAAAGUACCAGUAAAUAUAGCGAGAAGAUUCUGUGUUCCAGAGCAUAUAUCUGUUAAGUGAACGCUGCACAGACUGCACGUGUAAACAGCAUGGAGCAGCAGAGACAGCGUUUGUUCAUAGCUGGGGUCAUAAGCAUAAUCUGCCUAAUAUAUAUCAGAUUAAACUGCGCGUUAUCAGCAGUUUAGCUCAAAUAAAAUUAGUAUAUUUAAUAGCUGGGUCAGAUCAAAACCGGAUCACUUUCUCACCACUCUAGAGUUCGUACCAGAGCCUGUUUUAACUGAAACAAAUGGUGCUGGUGUGAAUACGCCCUAAUUUAGAGUCAGUGUUGUAGAAUCUCGACUGAAAGCUUAGAAUUAAAGCUGCUGUUAGAGAAUUCUGACUGAAAGAGAAAACUAGAAUUAUUAAGUAAAUGUUUUAUGUUGAGGAGGGGAAAGGAAAGGGGGGAGUUGGGGUAGGCUCAUGCCUGAGACAUUACUGCUGCAGGGAGGGGAGGAGAGACACCUGUACUGCUAUAUAUUUGUGCAAUAAAUAGUAAUGUUCUAUUUUGUAAAAUUAUUGACAAAAGCAAUAAAACAUGUAUUCCAUGGAA
Astyanax mexicanus (Mexican tetra) is the source of this 8189-nucleotide messenger RNA. RefSeq names its product sodium bicarbonate cotransporter 3-like. The transcript has 26 exons. The record is from RefSeq and is a predicted model, not a curated record. Gene Ontology annotation, biological process: monoatomic anion transport; regulation of intracellular pH; transmembrane transport. NCBI's taxonomy places the organism in Eukaryota, Metazoa, Chordata, Actinopteri, Characiformes, Acestrorhamphidae. Gene Ontology annotation, molecular function: solute:inorganic anion antiporter activity; monoatomic anion transmembrane transporter activity; sodium:bicarbonate symporter activity. Gene Ontology annotation, cellular component: plasma membrane; apical plasma membrane; basolateral plasma membrane. The coding region runs from base 282 to 4013 and encodes 1243 amino acids.